UCUCUACAUUUCUAGUUCUCUACAUUUACUCUAUUAGAGCCAUAGCCCAGAGGUACCAAAUGGAGAGGUACAAAUGCAAGCUUUGCACAAGAACAUUAGCCAGUAGCAGAGCAUUGGGUGGACACAUGAAGGCUCAUUUUGCCACCCUCCGUCUUCCUCCUCCUCCCUCCGAAGAUGAACGAUCCAAGCGAAACCCAAAAAUCACCUUUGGCCAAAACUCAGAACAAAAGAAACUUAAACAGAGUUUUUUAGAUUCACACUCACCACUAACUGAAACUGAACCAGAACCAGAACAGGUUAGUUCAAUUUCUGAUACUUCCCCUGAAGAAGAAGAAGUUGCUAUAACCCUCAUGUUGCUAUCAAGAGAUAAAUGGAAUAAGAACAGUGAAGUUGAAAGAUCAAUGGGAUUAAUGGAAGAGAUUAAGCACAAAAAAGUUAGUGGGAAGCAAAAAUGUGACAAAUGUGGAAAUAACUUUAAAAGCUAUAGAGCAUUGGAAAGUCACAGAAACAUUUGUCUUCAAAAUGAAGCAAAUCCGGUUGCAACAACUAGUAGUGUUCACAAAUGUAUGAUUUGUUUUAAGGUUUUUGGGUCUGGUCAAGCAUUAGGUGGUCACAAAAGAUCUCACUUUUAUCCACCUUUGAAGAAAAAGCUCUCUUUCUUCGAUCUCAACUUGCCACCUUCACCCGAAGAAAACGAUCCUAGUGUUCUUUCCGAUGCGUAGCUAACUCAUUUGUCAAUCUCACUAUACUUCUUUAUAAGUAGGAAUCAUAUUUGGUAUUUCAGAGUUUGCAUCAGUGACACGCAUUGCACGCUAACCACUUGCGCUAGUCAGACUCAGGUAGUGCCGAUCUCGCUAUAUAUGAUUAGUUUGUUACAUUUGG
Trifolium pratense (red clover) is the source of this 882-nucleotide messenger RNA. Its product is annotated as zinc finger protein ZAT1-like. The record is from RefSeq and is a predicted model, not a curated record. Lineage: Eukaryota; Viridiplantae; Streptophyta; Magnoliopsida; Fabales; Fabaceae. The transcript has a single exon. Bases 60 to 722 code for a protein of 220 amino acids. Gene Ontology annotation, biological process: regulation of DNA-templated transcription.